AAAUCGUGAAUUCUGAAUUCGUGUUUAUUAUGCGUCUACCGUAAAUGAGGUUCGCGGUUCGCUUUGUCGUUUCACGUUUGUGCAAAUUUCGUUCGUUUCACUCGAGUGGAGUAACGAAGCAAUUUGUUUUGUCUGAAGAUAAGACCGUGUCUGAGAUAUUCUUGAAAACCGAUCGUUGAACUGUGCGAUCGCGAUGAUGUGGUGCCGUUUGAAUUAAAGCGUGAAAUACGUUCUUCACGAUAUCUUUUAGUUUAUUGCGAAGAUAUUUUCCAGCAGCUGCAUCGAUUUUCAGCGUCACGUUGUGUUGCGAAUUCGUUUGAACUCCGAUUUUCCCAAUUCUUUCCCCAAUUUUGCAAAAGUUUUCAGACAUGUACAUACAGUUUUUGUAAUAUAACGAAUUUCGCGUAACCUCUCUUUACGCCGGUUUUGUGCAGAGCGAUUGUCCUGUUUUAAAAAAUUUGAUAACGAAAAAAUAUGUCUACGAGUAAGAUACCUGGCGAGGUAGUCCCGUCGAAGAAGGAAAGUCAAGGCUACAUCGAUGAUUUAGGGAAGAAAGAGAGGUUUCAGUUGGAAGAGCUUUUAGAAAGGCAGAAAAAAAUUCUUGCCAAUAAAAAGUUUAUCUCGAGGCUUCCCGACAAAGGAGAGAAAAUUAUAAGUUUCCACGAUAAGAUACUGAAGGAGCUCGAACGUAGGAAGGAAGUGGAAGAGACGGCUAAUUUGCUGUCGCGGCUUAACAUAGCAUCCGAAGGCAAAGCGGCUAUGAGCAAAUUGGAAUGGACAGGAAAAUAUAGUGAUAAGGAUGACGAAGAUACGACAAAGGUUGUUGAGCUGGACAGCGACGAUGAGGAAGACCCAUUGAAGAUCCUAGCUCAGCCUACAGGAACUGGUGUUCACAAUAAGAAAAUUAUACACUUGGCACCUGAAGAAAGCCUCAUCAAACCAGAAGAUAUAGCAGAGAUUGAAACCUUCAAAACAGAUUCUUUAGAAGUGAAACACGUGAACUAUAUCAUUGACAAAGUAGAGAAGACACAGGAAAUGAAUAAAAGGGAGCCGUUUAAGCCAUAUAAAACGACCAAGAGCAACGUGCAUGAUCCAAUGAAGGAAAAGCAAAGAAAGCUGCAUAAAAAUUGGGAGGUCACCGCAGCUACACCGCCUCUUAUAGUUGGCGGAGCAGCCAAGGUUUUGAGCUUGAAUGAAUCUUUAAAAUUGCAGAAAGAACAAACUGGAAAAUUACAGGAAAUUCAAGCAAAACGUGCAGUGGAACGUCUAGCUUCACAAAUAGGACUGCCUGGUACUAGUCGAAAUUUUGAUAAUUACCGUUCAAAAUAUACAAACGGCUUACUUUCCUCGUCUUCUUCCUCCGAUAAUGAAGAAGAGCACGAAGUGAACGACGAGGAAGAUGACGAUAGAGGCGGAACAGUUGUGUUUACUGUGGAUUCUAUAGAGAGUUAACAAAGACUGUUAUGUUGUGUGUGUGCACACAAAAAAUGUUUAGCUUUAAAAAUAUUUAUUUUUACUUCAAUAAAAUUAUUUUCAUUA
Molecule: messenger RNA, 1539 nt
Organism: Temnothorax curvispinosus
Lineage: Eukaryota; Metazoa; Arthropoda; Insecta; Hymenoptera; Formicidae
Gene: Polr2M
Product: DNA-directed RNA polymerase II subunit GRINL1A
Exons: 5
Coding region: 475-1452 (325 amino acids)
Biological process (GO): transcription elongation by RNA polymerase II
Cellular component (GO): nucleus
Molecular function (GO): transcription elongation factor activity
Source: RefSeq, a predicted model, not a curated record